AUGGUUGACAUUACCAAGUAUCUCUCAGAGCUGAACGUCAAGCUGCAGGGCCCCAACCAGCUUCUCAGCUCUCUGCUUUCAAACGUGAAAUCCUUUGAAGCUAAAUUAAAGCUGUGGAAAGUGCAACUCGAAAGAAGUAACACUGUGCAUUUCCCCACUCUGCAAGAACAAAAUCCUUCUACAACGGAUGAAUAUGCUGGUGAGUGUGCGAAACUAAUUGAGGCAUUUAGUGAAAGGUUCAAGGACAUGAAAAGUAAACAACAGGAGUUGAACAUCUUCGCUACACCAUUUAAUGUGGUACCAGCUGAUGUGCCUGAUAACCUGCAACACGAAAUAAUUCAGCUGCAAAGUGAUGAUGAGCUGAAAGCUAGGUACAACAACCUCUCACUGCUUGAGUUCUACAGACGUUACCAACCUCCCAAAUAUGCCAUCAAGCCCCAUUGGGAGGGGGAAAGUGGUACGUGUGAACUAGUUCGUGCUAGAUUUUGGGAAACAGGGAAACAGGCAGAUUGGCUCUUUCUUAUUCACAGAGGCACUGUAGCAGACCACACAGUCAGCUUUGUCACUAGUUGA
Portunus trituberculatus (swimming crab) is the source of this 573-nucleotide messenger RNA. Its product is annotated as general transcription factor II-I repeat domain-containing protein 2-like. The record is from RefSeq and is a predicted model, not a curated record. The transcript is spliced from 3 exons. The coding region runs from base 1 to 573 and encodes 190 amino acids. NCBI's taxonomy places the organism in Eukaryota, Metazoa, Arthropoda, Malacostraca, Decapoda, Portunidae.